AUGGCUGAAAUGAACGUCGUGCCUUACAUUGACGUUAUGCUGGUGCUGCUGGUCAUUUUCAUGGUCACGGCUCCCAUCAUGCAAACCGGGGUAAAAGUCGAUGCCCCUGACGCACAGGCUGACCCACUGGAUGCCAACAACCAACAAGAACCGCUCACCAUUUCGGUGGAUGCGGCUGGCAAACUGUUUCUGGCUGAUGGCUCAGAAAUGCCAUCAGCCGAUAUCACUGCCUACGUCACCAGCCAAUUGGAUGCCAAAGCUGAGCGCCCCGUCUACGUCAAAGCAGACAGCACGGUAGAAUACCGCCACCUGAUGAAUGCGAUGGUCGCCGUACAAAAAGCAGGUGCGAAAAAAAUUGGCCUGAUGGCAGACCCCGCACCACCAGACCAACCGUAG
This is a messenger RNA of Darwinula stevensoni, 396 nucleotides long. Lineage: Eukaryota; Metazoa; Arthropoda; Ostracoda; Podocopida; Darwinulidae. The record is from the annotation of a GenBank genome assembly.